This is a messenger RNA of Peromyscus maniculatus bairdii (prairie deer mouse), 2308 nucleotides long. Lineage: Eukaryota; Metazoa; Chordata; Mammalia; Rodentia; Cricetidae. The record is from RefSeq and is a predicted model, not a curated record.
CCCAAACAGGGUGGAGUCCUCCCUGGUGAGUUAGUGGUCAGGCUGACUUCCUGCUCUUAGCUGUGGGCCACAACUGACAGUCUGGAGUCCUAUGUGGAGACGGAGGGACCAGAGCUCACUCUCCUAGGUCCCAGGCAAGAGGAACAGCUUCAGCAGCAGGAUGUCCACAGAACAGCAGGACCCAGAGAAGACUCCCUUUGAACUUACAUUCCUGUACUUCAAAACACAAAAAGUGAAAAUUUCUUAUGCAAUACAAAGGCCAUUUCCUUUUCUUGAGAUCCUCCGUGACACCGAGCUCAUCACUGAGAAAAUGUAUGAUGAUUUUACAGAUUCCUGUAUGAACCGGGUCCCUGUAAAAAGAGUGGUCUACAGAGCCCUGGAAGUACUGGAGAAGAGAUUUGACCUAGAGGUUCUGAGGGUACUGUUCAGUGAAGAAAACAUGAAGGCAUACCCUGAUUUGGAAUUCUUUGCCAGAAGUUUUGAAAAUGUCUCACAGAACAAAUUGUGUUUCCAUGGAAGUGAUAGAGGGUACCCGAAUUCCCAGCUAUGUCUUGAACAAGGAACUGGUGACAGCUGUUCUGAAGAAAGCCUGACUUAGUCACCCUCAGAUCCCUCCUCAUCUGAUGGUCUAUUCUGAUUGACUUUAUUAAUGUUGCUCUCUCAUCCUAUGUGAUUUAGUUUAUUUUCUGUUGAUGUGAUGAAACAACAUGACCAAAGGCAAUUUGGGGAGGAAAAGGUUUAUUUUAUCUAACAGCUUAUAGUCCACCAUGAAGGGACAUCAUGAUAGGAACUAGAGGCAGGAACCGAAGCAGAGUCCAUGGAGGAACGCUGCUUACUGGCUUGCUCCUUGUGGCUUGCUCAGCCUGCUUUCAUAUAUAUCUAAAGAUCACCUAUAAAAGGGUGACACCACCCACAGUGGGCUGGGCCCUCCCAUGUCAAUCAUUAACCAAGAAAAUGUACCCACAGACUUGCCUACAAGCCAAUCAGAUGGAAGAAUUUCUCUUGAGAGUCCCUCUUCCUAGAUGAUCUUAUCUUGUUUUGUUGACCAAAAAUACACACACACACACACAAAAAAAACCCAAAAAAAACAAAAAAAAAAAAAACAAAAGAAAACGAAAUAAAGCAAAACUAAUCCGCACAGCACACAAGUGGGUUUCUCUUUUCUUGUGUUUCUGAUGCUCACAACAUUAUCUGCAUUUGUAGUUUCUCCAUGUUCAGGAUUUAAAUAUUAGGAUCUUUGUCCUCUGGGUUGUCUAGAAAUAUUUCAUCUUCUGGAUAUCUUGCCAAUAUUCCUGAAUUCACAGUUGUCUGUCUGUGCAUUGCUUGACUGACUAGAUAUAGCCUACAUGCUCUGAUCUUAUGUCCAGUGGUCAUUGCAGAGGUGCGAUGAGCACAUUCCUUCUGUAAGGCAAUGAAUUUUCCCCUUCGGGUUCAGCUCAUAGACCAUGAGACAACUGGACCUCCAAAUGAUACCUCCACUUGCCAUCACCAGGGUAACAGGUUGAGAGUUCCUCUCUAGACAAGAUAGAUCACUGAAAAAAAAAAAACUUGAUGUCUUAUUAAUUUGUUUGUUUGAUUUUUUUAAGACAGGGUUUCUCUGUGUUGGCCUGGCUGUCCUGGAAUUUGCUCUGUAGAUCAGGCUGGCUUUGAACUCAGAGAUCCACCUGCCUCUACCUUCUGAGUGCUGGGAUUAAAGGCCUGCACUACAAUGGCCUGACUCCCUUCGAUGUUUGAAUCAAACCCUUGAACUUCCUUAAUUUAAUCAAAGUUUAAAAUAUUUCUUAUUUAAACUAUUCUAAAUUUGAGACAUUGAUUAUAAUAAUUUUCUUUUCUGAUAAAUUAAUAUAGGUAUUCUUGCAUUUCUCUUCUCCAUAACUUUAAAAUGAUGAUGUAUCAUCCCAUUUUUCAGAAGAUACAGUUCAUUUCAGGGGAUCCAAUCUUUCACCUAACUAAGUAUUUGGAUUCAAUUGUGCUUUAAGAUCCUGGCAGAUUAGGAAUGUCUGGGUUGAAAUUCUGUCUCUGUGACCCUAGACAGGUUAUCCAGCCUCUCUGGACCCUGGUGUCAUCUCCUAUAUGGUGGGAUGUGACAGUGGUACAUGCUCCAGAUGGAUGUCAGUGACAUAAUGAGAAGCAUUCACACUGGUGUUUGGUACUCCAUCUCUGUUGUGUGCAUUUCUUGUUGUUACUGAUUCACUGACCAGUGUCAUUUGUACCUGCUUCCAGAAUCUAAGCUUCUCACAUUGCAUUAAAUGGGGAUUUUCUCCUCUCUGGAUAUCUAACAUGGAUAGUCACUAUGAAAUCGAUUAUU